UUUCGAUGAUGCUGAAAAAGAUGAGAACAUCAAAUCAAAAAUCUAAAUUUUGACGAGUGCUUCGAUUUCUCGAUGGCCUCAUGGGUGCUCUCUUAAGAUUUUGGUUAAUUUUGUCUGGAGUAUAAGUAGAUAACCUUUAUAAUGUUAUAUAAAGUGAAAAUAAAAUAACAUAUACGUAUGUGUGAUAAUGAUUGAAUAUAAUAAUUACACAUACAAAUUAAGUUUUUUUUUUCUCCAAUAUUUAAAAGAAAAAUUUCGUUUAAAAAAUCGAAAGAAUAAUUUUGAUCAUAGACAGACAAGUCAAUGUACUUUAUUGAACAACAUUAAAUAAAUAAAAUUUUGAAGUUUUGCAAAUUAAUUUGUUGAGAUUUCUCUAGAAUAUUUCGUAAAUAUUUGUGUUUUUCCUUUUUUUUAAUAAUAAAUAAUUUGACUAAUCAAUGAUUUAAAUAAUUUAUUAAAAAUAAAUAUGAUUACUUAUUUUUAGGCUCGUAGUCCUGUAUUUGCUGCAAUGUUUUCUCAUUCAAUGUUAGAAGAUCAAAAUUCUACAAUUGAAAUAACAGAUUUACAAGCUGAAACAGUUCGUUGUUUACUUGAAUAUAUUUAUACAUCGAAUGUUGAAGAAAUAAAUGAACAUAAUGCAAUAGAAAUUUUUAAAGCUGCCGAUAAAUAUGAAUUAGAAUUUUUAAAACAAAAAGCUGAAUUAAUAAUGAUUAAUUCUUUAUCAAUAUCAAAUUGUACAAUGCUUUUUAUUGUUGCUGAUUUACAUAAUGCAAUUGAAUUAAAAAAACGUAUUUUAAAUUUUAUAAUGCGUAAUAUAAUUGAAAUAAUUGAAACAGAUGAUUGGCGUUUAUUAGUUGAACAACAUCCAGUAUUAGCAACUGAAGCAUUUGUUUAUUCAGCUGAACAUGCUGCAUCAUGCGCUUGUUCUUUGUAA
Molecule: messenger RNA, 934 nt
Organism: Rotaria sp. Silwood2
Lineage: Eukaryota; Metazoa; Rotifera; Eurotatoria; Philodinida; Philodinidae
Source: the annotation of a GenBank genome assembly